AUGUGGUGUGCCUCAGGGGCACCGGCGACCGCUUGUCCCGCCGUGGAGGAGGCGUACGCAGCGGUGUUAGAGCAGCUGCUGCCCGGCCAGCCGCACUCGCUUCUGGGAGAGGAGUCGCUCGUCGCGCUCUUUAAUACGCUGGAGAACCGUGUGCACUGCGCCGGAGAUGUGUCGUGUGGAAAGUGCAACCUAUCAGACGCCGUCCACCAGCUGACCCACAAUCACAGCUCCCAUCAGCACAAAGACGUCAAGGAUGAACACGGCAUCGACGCUUCUGGAUUCAGUGCCCUCGCCGCCGGCUGCGUCCUUUACCUGAGCUCUCCUAACGCGGUGUGCGCCGCGGCUGACCAGGGCAUGUGGGGGGAGGAAGUGGAACACUUCCUGGAUCAACUGGAAAGUGGGAAUCCCCACGAACAUCACCACCAAGACCAGGAAGAGGACAAACUGUGCCAUGGGCAUGAACACCGGCAUGUGGGCCUUGACAGAUUAGACGCUGUCCUUGGAGGAAUUCUUCAGCACUAUGAGUCAGCAGACAUUGAGAGUUGCGUCACGGCAAGCGACAUCAUGUCUGAGGUCGCCGCCAUGUCCGCAGAGCAGACUCAAGUGGCGGGCGCAGUUUUUGGCCGGAUCCUGUAUCACGCCCUGCAAGGCCGAUGCUUCCACACGCUCCCUGAAGAGAGCUUCUUCUUGGACUACAUUAUGGACCGUCUGGGUUCGGAGAAUUUUACCAUUGAAGACCUGGAGGCGUUCAUGAGGUCUUUAAACAUCGGACCCAGCUCGGAGUCGAGCCACAGUCACGAGGAAGACGAACACGAGCAUCACCAUCACACUAGGCAUGAAGAACACGCAGAAGUGAACGGCACCUGGGAGCAGCACUGUUUUUCUGCACGGGAACUGGUACUGAUCCAUAGUUCUGGAGAGACGUCCCCCAACCUUAGUCGAUCAGACAUGGCCCAUCUUAGCCCGGCGCUAAUCCAGCAGAUCGUAACCGGGGCCUGCGCCAGUUCACCUCCGCCCAAACCGGACGACCUCAGCGAAACAGAGAGGUAUCUGUACGCCACCCUGGCCAACGUGAUCAUCACGCUGGCGUCCAUGUUUGGCAUCACGCUGCUGAUGUGCACAUCGUGUACCGUCGUCUUCCAGCUGUGCAUCCAGUUUUGCAUUAGCCUGGCCGUCGGUUCGCUCACUGGGGACGCUUUGCUACACCUUCUGCCCAUGUUUCUGGGACUGCACGUGCACUCGCAUGGAGAAGGCGGCAGCGAGCAUUCGCACGACCACCACGGGACGCAUCAGCCGGUGUUGGCGGACUACAUGGGGAAGAUGCUGGUGGUGAUGGGUGGUAUUUACUACUUCUAUCUGAUGGAGACCAUCUUUGAAAUCAUCACGCAUGGACAUCAUCACCACCACAGGGACAACUCUGAAGCUCACCACUGUGACCACGAUCGAGUUCUGGAGAUGUAUCAACAGGAGCGGCAACAAAAAGACAAACAGCAAUCUAUUUCCAAAGCAGACCUGGUAAGAAAUUGGUGCACAUUGGAUGAGGAAGAGGAGCAUGAAAGAAAGCAAACUAGAAAACAAAGGCUGCUGCCUUACAUGAUAACUUUAGGCGACGCCAUCCACAACUUUGCAGACGGUUUGGCGAUGGGUGCUGCGUUCUCCCUUUCGUGGAAGUCCGGACUGGCCACGUCGCUGGCCGUCCUAUGUCACGAAUUGCCUCACGAGCUAGGUGAUUUCGCCAUCUUACUUCACAGCGGUUUGUCGGUACGUAAGGCACUUCUCUUGAACGUGGGCAGCGCCAUGACCUCAUUCGUGGGCCUCUAUAUUGCCUUGAGCGUCGCUACUGAUUUGGCCACCACGCAGUGGAUCGCCGCCAUCACCACGGGUCUCUUUCUAUAUGUAGGCUUGGCCGACAUGCUGCCCACCAUGACGCACAUCAAGUCCAAAAAGCCGUGGCUGACCUUCGCCCUCCAGAACGCGGGCCUGCUGACCGGCUGGGCAGUUCUUCUACUGUUGUCCCUCUAUGAGGAGAACAUCAGCUUCUAG
Molecule: messenger RNA, 2043 nt
Organism: Nerophis lumbriciformis (worm pipefish)
Lineage: Eukaryota; Metazoa; Chordata; Actinopteri; Syngnathiformes; Syngnathidae
Source: RefSeq, a predicted model, not a curated record